Molecule: messenger RNA, 951 nt
Organism: Neoarius graeffei (lesser salmon catfish)
Lineage: Eukaryota; Metazoa; Chordata; Actinopteri; Siluriformes; Ariidae
Gene: lyset
Product: transmembrane protein 251
Exons: 2
Coding region: 183-620 (145 amino acids)
Source: RefSeq, a predicted model, not a curated record
CCCGGAUGUUCCCGAUUUCAGGAAGUCGGUCAUGAGACAACAAACCGCUGCAGUUUCUGCUCUUUUCCCUCCUCCGUUUAAUUAUCUGUAAAUAACAUAAAAAUAAAGCCUCAGAGACCACAGUGAGUACCAGAAGGUGUAAAUAAAUAUGCUAUUUCCGGUUAUCGACAGGAGCAUGGAGAAUGAUGAACUUUCGUCAGAGGAUGGGAUGGAUUGGAGUGGCCGUGUACCUGCUGCUUAGCAUCGCUGCGGUUUAUUACGUGUUCGAGAUCAAUCAGACGUACAACCGCCUCACACUGGCUCACGUGGAGAAGGUGAGUGGGACACGCCCACCAGCACCACCACAUCAGCGUGCGGCGGACUCCACCUCCACCCCCGUGUCCUCGUGGAUGCAGAGCGUGAAGUCGCGGCUCCUCCUGCUGCCCUUCUGGCUGUGGGUCUCCAUCCUCCUCGUCCCGUACCUGCAGCUCUUCCUCUUCCUCUACUCCUGCACCAGGACCGACCCCCGAACCGUGGGUUACUGCAUCCUGCCCAUCUGCCUCGCCCUGCUCUGUAACAGACACGCCUCCUUCACCAAGGCGUCCAAUCAGAUCAGCAAGCUCCAGCUGAUUGACACUUGAUGUGGGCGGGGCUUCGGUACGGUUUAUUCACAAAACUGUCUGGAUCUCGAGACGAGCGACGCUUUCUCUCGUUUCUCCUCAGCGAGUAAAUGUUCUUUGUUCGACUCUUUCACCGCUUCACUAAAUUACGACAGACUUUUGUUCCUCUUUAGAGCUUUAAUUUCUUUUUCUUUUGAAAUAAAUGAGCAUUUAAAGCCGUCGUGAUGACGACGAUGAUGAAGAACAAACCAGCAACUCGAGUAUGAUUUAAAUUGUGUUACCAGCCUCAACCUGGUGCACCAGAGUGAAAAUAAAAACACAAAAAUAAAGAAAUGACUUCAUUUUUAAAUAA